AUGCAAGUUGUUUAUGAUAAGGACGAUGUGAAAAACGUUGCUUAUGGACCUCCAGGGAUGGACCCUAAACUGUGGAAAAUCGAGGUAGUAAAGCAAGACAGUCAAGGUGAUGUCACAGAAGUAAUUAAUGUUGGCGAUGUUAGUGAGGAAAUGGAAAGUGAAAGCCGCAAUCUCAUAGGUGAAGUUGAUUCUGAAUUGAGUUUUGAAAUAACAAAUAAGAAAACAUUGUCCGAAUAUUGUAAUACUAAACUAAAAAAUGAGGUUACGUCAGAGUUAAGUAGUGAUAAACAACUGAAUGUACAAGCUAAUAGUAAAGUUGCAUUAAGCUAUGACAAUGAUGAUUCAAGUGAGAUACACAAAUCAUCUACAAGUUCUUUACUUUUAAAUAAAAAAUUAAGAGCGUACAGCAACAUGUCCAAACGAAACCGUAGUUUGUCUGGCUCUGACACAUCCAAUAAGGACUCGUCGAGUGUCUCCGAUACUAACAGUUGUUUGGAAAAAGAUGUAAACGAUGACGUACGUGACGUCAUUAAAAGAAUAGCCGAACAAUACAAAGUUAUACCAUCCGUAAAAAAUAAAAAAAAACAAAAUGAUGUAACACCGACCAGAUUGAAAAUUAAUGUUAAUCCAUUUAAAAAUAUUGAUCCCAAUAUAUCCGUUUUUGUUGAUAAACUCGUUGCGCCUAUCCUUUUAGUACAUACUAAAAAGAACAAACGUAUCCAACCGAUAUUUGAGAUGAGAGAUGUAUUUUUUAACUCUCAUAUUCAUAUCGUACUCAAAAAUAUGUUAAUUGAACAUCCAAUGAUGGUGCAAAGUGUAUCUUGGAAUACAAUAUUAAGAGGUCACAGCCUUUUCAUGAUAAGUCCUCCCAAUAGUGGGAAAACUUUGGGCUAUUUACCAGCUGUUUGUCGCCUUAUAAGCGAUGUGUACACUGGUAAUGUUGAUAGUGUAGGUCCACUUUGCAUUAUCGUUUGUGCGACAGCAAAGUCCGUUACUAUUGUCGAAGAAAUGGCGAAAAUGUUCCUCGGAUUAGACGAUAAAAUAUUAGCGUCAAAGAAAACGCCAGAUACGGUAAUAUCUUUUAGCGCGUUCCAAGAAUGUGUUCCAUAUUCGAAAGCCGACACAUCUGUUAGUUUCGUCGAAAUUGAAAAUAAAAUAAAUAUGGUAUUCGAGUUUUUACAGGGUAUUGAUGAAUCUAAGAAAACGAAUGGUAAUCCCAAUAGCGUACUAGUAAAUUUGAUAGAUGAAGAGAAAUAUGAAAUAACAAGAGAUAUUUAUCUUUAUUAUCUACCUGAAGAGCUAAAAGAAAUAAAAACGCCUGUAGUGCAGGUCAGAUUAGCCAACGUAGAACCUAAAGACAAAGAUAUUACAUUUUCAAAUCUAGCAGUUGAACAAUUUAAGAAAAUAACUGAUAAUAAUGAUCUAUUCAUCAAAGGACACGUAUCUCUGACACUUGGUAACUGUGUUUUUGUUGACACCUUGGAAGUGUGCCAAGAGUUAACAUCUUUAAAUGAAACUGUUGUGAAAAACAAUUUAAAACAAGAACUCUUAGAGAAUCAUGCUCAACUGAACCCAGAACGUCUUCAGCAACUAAAAAAACUAUGUACCGAAAGCGGUAUAUGCUAUACAGAAAUUGUAAAAGAGCCCGAAAUUCAAAAUCCAGUUAAAAAUCUUCCAAAAGGAUCAUGGGCACAUUUAGAGUCUGGUAUAUUAAGCACAGUAUUUUUAUCUUCUGCUAAAAGUCCUGAUAAGUUCUUUGUGCGUCUCAAUAAAUUUGAAUCUUGUAUGAGCGUUUUACUGCAAGACAUUAAAGAAUAUUCUGAAGCUUAUAUCUCUAAUAACGAGCUCAGUAAAGUAAAAGAGGGUGAUUUGGUUUUAGCUGAAUUCCCCGACGAUUCGACAUACGAACGAGCAAGAAUCGAUGGUAUAAAUGAUGACAAAGCAAAAUGUUUCUUUUUAGAUCAAGGAGACUGGAUAGAAAUACCUAUGGAGCAUAUUAUUCCAAUUACUGAGAAAUUUAUAAACAAACUACCAUUCCAAGCAAUUGAAUGCAGAUUGAUAGGAAUCGAACCGCCCGGUGAAGAGUGGUCGGAUUUCAGUAAAAAUUGGUUUUGCAAUAAUUGUUUCGAAGAUAAAAAUGGUGAUUUGAAGCAUUUGUACAUUAAAUAUUUUACAAAAGAAGCGGCUGAAUUUACUGGUGGGUACAAAUAUGGUGUGGCUUUAAUAGACACAAAUACACCUAACGAUGUCGUUAUAAAUCAACUCAUGAUUGACCUUAAUCUGGCCAAAGAGAAUAUUAAAGAAAGAGAGUACCUUAACAAGUUGCUUCCAGAUGCAAAAGAGUCUGGUCACGAACAGACAUUUGAAGAAGAAAACUCGUAUCUUAAUUUGCAUCCAGAUACAAAUGAGUCUGAUCACGUAGAAACAUUUGAAGAAGUGGAAAACGAAGAUGAUGAUGAAAAGAUGACUAAAAUUAAUCAGGACAGAGUACUCUAUUUCGAACGAUGGGAUGUUAAUUUGGACCAAAGUGUUCUAAGUACUCUAUUUCCAAGAAUAAAUUCUAAUAUCCAAGCCAAAGUAACUCAAGAUACUGAUGAUGACGUCAGCACAGAUGAAAAUCAAGUUAUACCAUUUCGUUCAAGAGAAACUAAUACAGAAGUUAAUAUACAAAUUAAACAAAAUGACCCGCAAGAAUUAGACUCUGAUGAUUUUACUUCGUCAGAGACAUCACAAACAUUUAACGUAUGUAACGAUAAACAAAAUUUGUUAUCAGUUGUAGAACAGAAAAGGCGACCAAAACUGCUAUGGCGUCAGACAAAAAAUGUUGUCUUUGUGAAAAUUGAAUUGAUUGCUGUCAAAGAAUACGAUCUUGAGUUUGACGUUCGAAAUUUGAAAUUUAGUUGUAAUUUAAAUGACGCUACAUAUGAAUUUGAUAUUGAAUUAUACGGCGUGAUCGAUAGAGAUAAAUCUUCUCAUCUGAAAACCGGGUUCAAUAUAAUCGUGAAACUGGUAAAAGUUUUGAAAACGAAAUGGGUGUCGUUGACUAAAUCGUUUGACACAAAAAAUUGGAUUGCAUAUGAUGCAGAUUCUAUUGACACAUCGUCUGAUGAGGAAGAAGUUGAUAGGAGCACUAUGGAAAAUAUAAUAAAGGUGAUGCAUGGGACUGAUGAUGAAUCGGACGAUGAUGAGUUUUUAGACGAUGUUAAUUAUGAAUAUGGCAAACAUAACUAAUUGCAUUUGCAAAGCGCUGUCUAAAUGUUGUGAUGAAAAAUGUUCUAGUCAGAUAUUAAUAAAACUAUAAGUUAAACGACAAGUACAGUUCUAUUUAAACAUUUGUCACACAAACAUACAGAUCACGCUCACACUUGCAAUAAUUUGAAUGGUUUGUGCAUUAUUUAAAAGCAAAACCCCAAAACUAAUCAAGUACGAAAAAUUGUAAUGAAAAGUAAUCUCAUGGGGAAAAAAAUGAGCAACACAUACGCUGAUGUCUCUUUCGAUUGGAUUGAAUUCUAAAUAUUUUUUUAAAGGACCGGCUGAUACCUAAUUAUUAUUUAACUUCGCAAGAAUUGCUGAUCUUUGCCUAUUUAAAAUAGAUUAACAGGUUUUAAAUGUUUCUCAUCUUUUAUAUUGUACAUUUUAAUACUAUUUAAAGAGAUAGAGUGGUAUCGCUGAUGAUAUUCCAAU
This is a messenger RNA of Nymphalis io (European peacock), 3684 nucleotides long. RefSeq names its product putative ATP-dependent RNA helicase TDRD12. The record is from RefSeq and is a predicted model, not a curated record. The transcript has 4 exons. Gene Ontology annotation, biological process: germ-line stem cell division; transposable element silencing. NCBI's taxonomy places the organism in Eukaryota, Metazoa, Arthropoda, Insecta, Lepidoptera, Nymphalidae. Bases 1 to 3231 code for a protein of 1076 amino acids.